Molecule: messenger RNA, 1944 nt
Organism: Eimeria maxima
Lineage: Eukaryota; Apicomplexa; Conoidasida; Eucoccidiorida; Eimeriidae
Exons: 5
Coding region: 1-1944 (647 amino acids)
Source: RefSeq, a predicted model, not a curated record
AUGACACCCGACAAACUCUUGACGACGAGAAUAAUGCCUCAAGAAAGUUCAACGGCAGGUGCUGAUGACGCACCUACGUAUCCAAUGCAGUUGACAACCCCACCCCCCCAUUUAAGGUUUGCAGGUGGCGGCGUUGAGGCAGAGCCAGCAAAGACUCCUCAUAUGCGUACAUCGAGAAAUAGGGAGCAGCCGAAUGAAACGCCAGUGGCUACUGAGACAUCCUCUGUUGCAACGCAGACACGGGCUCCACGCAGACCCUCUGGAAGCGAUAUUUCUCUGGCUGCAAGUGUUACUUCUGCAGAAAAUGGUGCUCCUUCAUAUGCGACCACUAAGGCCCGCACGGUGUCCAGCUAUAUCGAUGCAGGAAUUGGUGCAACAUCUAGCAGGACACAGCGCCGCACAACUGCAGGAGCAUCAGCCCCUCCAAUGUCUUCGGCCCCAGAAGACAUGCAAAGGAAUGCGAAUUCCUCAGCUGGCGAGGUGGAUGCAACGCAGGAAACGUCAGCGGUGUCAAUGUUGGGGAGCUCCCCGAAAAGGCCCCCAAGUCUUGCUGGGUUGGGAUUGACGGGAAGUUCCAGACAAAGAGAAAGACCCCUUUCUUCACGAAAGCCACAGUCACGUCCUGGGAUUAUUCCUAACGGAGGUCAAUCGGUAAGAAUCCCGGUGAGCACAACUGCUCCAGACAUCACCGUUGGACUAACCACCGCUUUUUCCUUGCAAACGUCGAGACCGGAGAGUGACGGCAGUAGAGGCAGGGUUUUCCGAGGGUCUGAAGCUGAUACACAAGACGCCGAAGGAUCUAGAGAAGAUGAGACUACUUGCCUAGUGGGCAACUGCCCUUCUUCCGGCUUCCUCGGGACAGCAGCAAGGCCAGGGACAGAGGCGGGAGCAUCGGGGACAUUCCCGUAUGACGGCCAAGGCGACUACAUGGAAGAGUCCCUUGGCAAUAAUUUUACGGGUGGAUAUGAUCUUAAUAUGGGGAUCCUGCAGCCAGAUCAUUUCGUGGUCGACUCAGAAGAAACGGCUAUCCCCGAAUUCAUACACGGAAUCCUUCCUGAACAUGAGCAAGACACUCCAGAGCCGGAUGCAAGCCCUCGUUCAGGCCUUCUGUCUUAUCGCCGGCUUGGCGAGCGGCCACCACUCCGGGAGGCUGCGUCACCUGGAUCCUCAGGGCGAAGGGAAGCCGCUGGAGGGUCUGGGAAAAAGCCUACAGAGGGAAAAGGGUCGAAUUCGGAUGCAACGGCUGGAGGGGAAAAAGACGAGGAGGAAGACCCCUACGAAGAGUACCCGGACCAUUGUGGGGAUUUGGCUACUUUCAUCGAAGGCCGUCAGGUUGUGGAAUGGGACAUUCCGAUCUUCAACGGAAUUGUGCAUGUUCUUAGUUCUUCGGUUUUGAGGCCGGAUAUCGAGGCAAUAGCCACCGAGAUUGCUUUCUGGCAGUGCACGCACCAAUUCUGUUUUGAAUGCCCCUUCUUGACUCCUUUCCUGCUCAAGUUCCUUGAUAAUAUCGGAAUAAUAACGGGGAAAAAGCCCUUCGAGUUCAUGCCUCCUCCGGGCGUUCGUCCAGAUUGGGUCUGCAGGGGAGCUUUUGACUACUACCCAGCAGGCUGGACGAAGCAGACCUGGCUGAAGUAUCUCGAGACCAUGCACUCAAGUGACAAAAGAAUCAUGAAGAGAAACGCAGAACUUGUAACGAGGGCGGCCCAUGAGCGUCAUCAGAUCGCUUUGCUUUACGAGAGUGUUCGUUUGCAGUCAAUUGAGGCGAGAAGAAGGUAUGAUCCUCUCCGGCCCAUUAGCGACCCUUUCUACGACCCGCAGUACAAGAAUAUGAAGAAGUCUUUCGACGAAAAGAACUUCGAAUGUAAAGGCGAAGAGGUCAACAGGGAGAUGACCCACAAACAAAUGCACAAAAUAUUACCGGCAGUUUACCCGUGGAAGCGUUAG